Molecule: messenger RNA, 2347 nt
Organism: Drosophila busckii
Lineage: Eukaryota; Metazoa; Arthropoda; Insecta; Diptera; Drosophilidae
Gene: galene
Exons: 6
Coding region: 174-2324 (716 amino acids)
Biological process (GO): potassium ion transmembrane transport; stabilization of membrane potential
Cellular component (GO): membrane
Molecular function (GO): potassium ion leak channel activity
Source: RefSeq, a predicted model, not a curated record
CGUCGACGACGCAACGGGAACGGCAAAUAAAAGAAAUCGUACAGAAAUAUAGUGCACAGCAUGAAUUAAAGCAGAAAAAAACUAAUUGAAACGAUUUUCUAAAUAUCAAAAGUGCGCAACGCCAAAGGGAAUUGGGAAUAAGCCCCAGCCGAGCGCUAAAUUGGCCCAGAGAGAUGUCCGGCAGGCGAGCGCAAUCGCUGCCGGCGCACAUGUUGGAGCCGCAGAAGCCGACGCGAGGCCGCUGCGUGACGGCAAUCUGUUUCUCUUGGAAGGUGCUCACCUGCGUGGUCUCCCAUGUACUGCUCGUUCUGCUGGUCGUCUCCUAUUGCGUGGGUGGCGCCUAUCUCUUCCAGCAUCUAGAGCGGCCACACGAAAUAGAGGUGAAGCGUGAUGUACAGCAUCUGCGCUAUAAUCUCACGGAGCGCAUUUGGCUGCUGUCUGAUGAUGCCGCUGUGCUGCGCGAGAACGAUUGGAUGGCCAAUGUGAGCAAGCACUUGGCCAACUUUGAGAAUCAAAUACUCACUGCCAUUAAGUCAGGCGGCUGGGAUGGCAAUGAGGAUGUUACCAAAUCGCAAUGGACCUUUGCCGGCUCGCUCUUCUAUUCCAUCAUAGUCAUCACUACCAUAGGUUAUGGCCACAUAUCGCCGCGCACCGACUGGGGCAAGGUGACAACAAUUUUUUAUGCCAUCGUUGGCAUACCCUUGAUGCUGCUCUGUCUGUCAAACAUUGGCGAUGUGAUGGCCACCUCGUUUCGCUUCCUGUACUGGCGCAUUUGUUGUUAUGUGUGCACACGCUCGGCCAAGCGCACCAGGAAGAAUCGUUCCAGGCAACGUUCGAUGCGCAUGCGCCCCCAGCGAGUUGCCUCGCGCUCACAGCCGCCGCCUUCGUUUCGACGCUCCAUGAAGUUGACGCAGCGCUCCAACAAUGACUCCGGCCUGGGUCCUUCGAUGGGUCAUGCCUACUCAGACUCGGAGCUGCGCACCUAUGGACGUGGUCAUGAUGAUCAUCGCGGCAGCGGCAAUCGUCAGAAGCGGCAUGAUCCGCGCCAGCGUCACACCAUCUACGGCGAUGAGUACGAGACGCAGAUCUUCAACCGCAACAGCAGUCGCCAGCGUCAACGCGAUAGAAUGCGUGACCGCCAUACAGUGGAGCGGGAACGUUAUCUGGCGCACUCCCGCAACCACAUGCAUGGUUCCUUCGAUGACUUUAAUGAUCUGCCGCCAGCCAAGCGCGCAGCCAGCGUGCGCUCCGUGCGCUCGCCUCAACGACAGGAUGUGGCCUCCAAGGAGUUGUACCGCCUGCACUCGGCGCCUGGACGCGCACGCGCCAAGUCUGUAGAUCCACGUCAUGGACACGCGCACGCCUCUGCCCAUUACGAAGACGUGGAUGAGGAUGUGGUGCGCAAGACGCCUAUAAUACCCAAUCGCUAUGUGCUGGACAAUGUCGAUAUGGCCCAGAGCGGCGAGCACGCGCGUCAAGCUCCCAGAAGCCAAUCCAUGCCCAGAUCCGCGCAUCGCCAGCGUCAGCGGCAAAGAGAAGUCGAGCGCGAACGCUCGCCACAGCCGCGUGCAGCAACACAACAGCCACGAGCGCAUGGACGUCGCGCCGGCAGCUUGGGACGUCAAUCCUCACGCUAUGGCAAUCAUCUGGAACUGCCGGACUAUGAUAUGCCACCACCACAGCGACAUUCGCGUGGCCGCUCACCCCGCUACGAUGACUACGUGGAGGAGAGCUUCGAUGAGCUGUCAAUUUGCGAGGAUAACGGCCACUAUGAGGAUUAUCCAGUGCGUCAUAGUUCGCGUCAUCGCGAGCCCAGACGCGAGCGUCGCCGUCUGCCGCCUUCACCACGUAUUAUGUCGCCCAUGGGCUUUCCGGUGCAACGCCAGAUCAGAAGACGCCACAGCUAUGACUACGACGACGAUGACUCCAUGUAUGGCGAUGACUACGGUGAUAGGUUUGAGCUGGUGCCCAAAGAUCGUCCAGUGCCCAUUUGGCUGUGCGUCUUUCUGGUGGUCAGCUACAUACUCGGCGGCGCCGCACUGUUUGCCUUCUGGGAGCAGUGGUCCUUCCUAGACUCGGCCUACUUCUGCUUCAUAACGCUGACAACCAUAGGCUUUGGUGACUUUGUGCCUGCCAAGGGCGUCAAGGAUGAGUCGGAGCAGUCCAUUGCGUACUGCUCGCUGUAUUUGCUCUUUGGCAUAGCGCUGCUGGCCAUGAGCUUCAACCUGGUGCAGGAGGAGUUCAUAGCUAAUGUUAAGGAAGUGGCACGUCGCCUGGGCAUACUCAAGGAUGACGAUGAGGAGCAAGAAGAUGAAGAAGACUAAGUGCUUCGACAAAAUUUGUUUAU